Molecule: messenger RNA, 2681 nt
Organism: Eupeodes corollae
Lineage: Eukaryota; Metazoa; Arthropoda; Insecta; Diptera; Syrphidae
Exons: 2
Coding region: 87-2612 (841 amino acids)
Molecular function (GO): nucleic acid binding
Source: RefSeq, a predicted model, not a curated record
AUCUCGAACAAAGAGUGUUUCCAAAAAAUCAAACUCUUAAAGAAGAGUAUUCAAAAUUCAUUAAUGAGUACAUAAGCCUCAGUCAUAUGAAAUUUAAAUGUAAUCUUCAAGAUCUUCCUCCAACUGAAAAUGGUUUCAUACUACCACAUCAUGGAAUAUGGAAGGAAAGUAGAUCUACAACAAAGUUAAGAGUUGUAUUUGAUGGAUCAUCAAAACCAGUCAACUCCACUUCUCUCAAUGAAGAGCUUCUUCCCGGUCCAUCGUUACAAAACGAUCUUUCAUCAGUCAUUCUGAAAUGGCGUAAAUUUCUCUUCGUUUUCACAUCGGACAUUGAGAAAAUGUUCCGACAAAUCAUUGUUCAUCCUGAAGAAACAAAGUUCCAGAGGAUCCUAUGGCGUCCCGAUACGUUCAGUUCACUUCAACUGUAUGAACUGCAAACAGUUACUUAUGGUACAACUUGUGCUCCAUAUCUUUCAAUCAAAGUUCUGCAACAGUUAGCAAAUGAUGAAGCAGACAAUUUUCCUAAAGGAGCUGAAGUUUUGAAAAACGACAUUUACGUUGACGAUAUAAUUUCUGGUGCUGACGACAUCAGUUCAGCAAAGACAAUUCAAAAGCAACUCAAGGAGCUUUUAAGUUCCGGAGGGUUUAAUCUAAGAAAGUGGACUUCAAAUUGUCCAGAACUCCUUUCUGAUUUACAACCAGAAGAUUGUGAGUUUUCAUUCAAUCUUGAUGAUUCAAACUCAUCAGUUAAAGCUUUGGGUUUAUUUUGGAAUCCAAAAUAUGACUAUUUCUUCUUCAAAAUAUCGCUUCCCAUGUGUAAUAUUUUCACAAAAAGAACAUUACUUUCCGAUGCAUCGAAGCUUUUCGAUCCACUUGGCUUACUGGCGCCAACAACAAUUCUGGCUAAAAUAUAUUUUCAGCAACUUUGGCUGGAAGGUAUUGGAUGGGAUGAUCCUCUUCCACAUAAAUUAAGUUCUGAAUGGGAACAGUAUAGAAAUAAUCUAUCAUUCUUACAAACUAUAAAAAUACCUAGAUGGCUAGGUACUAUAAGUUCUUCAUCUAUAGAAAUUCAUGGCUUUUCUGAUGCUUCGAACAAUGCAUAUUCUGCCGUUCUAUAUUGUAGAACUCAUAGACCUAACGGACAGAUUUUUGUCAAUAUUAUUACUGCAAAAACUAAAGUUGCACCAAUUAAACAAAUUUCAUUGCCGCGACUAGAGUUGUGCGGUGCAGUUCUCUUGGCUAAGUUGUUUAAAAAAUGUAUAUCGGCUACUCAAAUUGAAACUUAUAACUUAGAAUCAUACUUCUGGACAGAUUCUACCAUAGUUCUAAGCUGGAUUCAUGCUUUACCUAUUCGUUGGAAAACUUUUGUCGCCAACCGUGUAAGUGAAAUUCAAGAAAUAGCGAAUGUUAAUCAAUGGUUUCAUGUAAGUUCAGAGGACAAUCCAGCUGAUUGCGCUUCUAGAGGAGUUCAACCUCAAGAUUUAGAAAACCAUGAACUCUGGUGGAACGGUCCUCGGUGGUUAAGUUGCUCAAAAGUCGAUUGGCCCAGUCAAGAUGCCUCUCGUUUUUUUACUGAUCUUGAGCAAAAAACGAAAAUAUUUGCAUGUACUAAUGUAAUUAUUCAAUUUUCCACUAACCUCUUAAGUAGAUUCAGUUCACUAAACCGUUUACUACGAGUGACGUCUUAUAUCCUAAGACUUCGACCUAAAAGGCUGAGAAUUUUCAGUGGUUACUUAAAGGCUAUAGAAAUUCAAACUUCAUUAAAACAUCUCAUAACAUUAUCUCAAUCCUUAUCAUUUCCUAACGAAAUUAAAAGUCUUACAACUAAAAAAGAAAUUUCUUUCAAAAGUAAAAUUCUUAAUUUACAUCCAUUCGUUGAUAAAAAUAACCAACUUCGUGUUGGAGGUCGACUUCGUUUUGCGAACAUAGACGACGAUUCAAAAUAUCCUUUGAUUCUAUCAGGUUCUUGUAAUCUUUCAAAACUUCUUGUUGCUGACGCGCACUUAAAAACCCUACAUGGUGGACAACAAUUAAUUAUGUCCUAUAUUCGAACCAAGUAUUGGAUAACAAAUUUACGAAAUGUUGCAAAAGCAGAAUUUCAUGCUUGUGUUACUUGCACUCGCUUUAACAAAAUGCGUACCACGCAACUAAUGGGUUCACUUCCCAAAGUAAGAGUGAAUAAAAGCAGGGCAUUUCGACAUAGCGGUGUAGAUUAUGCUGGUCCUUUCGGCCUUAAGCUUUCCAAAGGUAGAUCGACGAAGACCUACAAGGGUUUUAUUUGCAUAUUUAUUUGUCUGGUCACAAAAGCGAUUCAUAUCGAGCUUUUCUCAGAUAUGACUUCCGAAGGUUUUUUGGCUGCAUUCCGAAGGUUCACUGCGCGAAGAGGAGGCUGUAGUCACUUAUACAGUGACAAUGGAACCAACUUUGUGGGAGCCAACAAAGAGCUUAUAAAGAUGAAUCGUCAAUUUCUUCAAAUUCUUUCGGCUGACGUCCGUGCCCAGAUGGAAAAUGAAGGAACUUCCUGGAGUUUUAUUCCGCCUGCCUCACCACACUUCGGUGGAUUAUGGGAGGCAGGAGUAAAAUCAGUUAAUUCAAAUCGAAGCCUCACUUAACUCCAGACCACUGUGCCCACUCACCGAUGACCCUACGGACUUAAGUGUACUCACUCCUGCCCAUUUCCU